Molecule: messenger RNA, 4748 nt
Organism: Pipra filicauda (Wire-tailed manakin)
Lineage: Eukaryota; Metazoa; Chordata; Aves; Passeriformes; Pipridae
Product: acyl-CoA (8-3)-desaturase-like
Exons: 12
Coding region: 2973-4391 (472 amino acids)
Biological process (GO): lipid metabolic process
Cellular component (GO): membrane
Molecular function (GO): oxidoreductase activity, acting on paired donors, with oxidation of a pair of donors resulting in the reduction of molecular oxygen to two molecules of water
Source: RefSeq, a predicted model, not a curated record
GAGAUCAUAAAAUUAUUAAGGUUGGAAAAGACCUCUAAGAUCAUCGAGUCCUACCACUUCACAGAAUCACGGAACCACUUCCAAGAUGCUUUGGGGUGUCUCAGUACUAGAUUUAUUUCUGGACCACGUAUCUGCAGUGGAUUAAGCGGCAAAUAUUUAUGGGGGAUAAAAGUGUUGAUGCAACAACUCCCAGCUGAGGAGUCACAUACUGUCUUUCUGGAAAUCUGGGAAACCAUGUCAAGUCCCUGGGCAAGGAGUUUCUUAGUCACAAGAGAACAGCUCUGAGCACAUGUACCAGCUCCCAGGAGCACACGACACAGAUUUUGGCAGGUCUGUGGGUAGUUGUUGCAGAACACUGAGUGUGGUGUAAAUUCACUUUGACAGAUUUCCCAAUAGUUUAUCUGAGUGAGCAUGGCUGUGGCUUUCACUCUCUGGGCUUUUCCAUGCAGCUCUGAAAUCUGUUUGGUGACUUGGAUAACAUAGACAGAGCUUCUGCUUUCAGACUGGGAGGGGAUUUAAUGUGAUGGAAUAUCAAUGGGCAUUGCAGGACCCUCUGGAUGGGAGCUGAUGGAAAAUAAAUUCAGGCAUUAAAUAUUAUGCACACUGUUAAUACAGAGAAAAAAUAUCUUAAAGUUCCCAAACUUAAUUCAUCUAAUUAGCAACAGUUUGGUGGGUACUGGCACCCACAGUGUGUGUUAACAGUGAAAUCACAGCUGACUGUGUUUAUAGACAGAGACAUCCCAUAUUUGUUCACACCUGGCUCUGUGACCAAAAUCAAACCCCUCAUUUUUAUCUUCUCCUUUUCAGGUAACUGCUGCAUUUACAAGCCUGAAUACAGGGCCAUGGGAAGGGGUUUUUUUGUACUUUCAGCCAGCUGUGGAGUAACUUGGUAUUUUCACAUGUCUAUAAAAACCACAUAUGUGGAAAAUUGCGCAAACUAUUGCACGUUUUAUUUUCAGCACCUCAAGUACUAAACAUGAUUUAGGUAAGACUCCACACAUAUACAAUAGAACAUGAACACAUCAUUGGCGUGGACACUCUCAACUUUUAUUUAGAGCAAGAUAAAGAGUUACAAAAUGCAAUGUGACAGCAGAGUAGAAAUUGUUCCUCCCAUUCUUUUAUCACUGUCUUCUGACGAAUACCAACGGUCCCAUUUCUCUUUUACUUUGGGUGGUUCAACCAUUGCCAUAUGUCAGGAACUUCUACACAGCUGUUUUGGGCUUGACUUAUUAAUUCACAAGAUGCUACAUGAUUUAAAGAAUUAGAAUUGCGUAAGUUAGGAUUCUGUGGCAGUCAGAAAACUGCUCGCUCCAUGCAGGGCUAAGGGUAAGGCAGGUGUCUGCUCUGUGGAAUUUCAGCUGUCUCUAUCCAACUGCUUUUGGGCUGUUAUUAAUUCACUGGGGAACACAAAAACCAGGACUUCAUAUUUGUCACUGUGUUUGCAGUCUGAGACUGGUACAGAGUGAAAAACUGAGAAGCUUCAUUGUCUCUUACAGCACGAAUAUCCUGUGAGCUCCAUUCCAGAGUCACUCAGGGACAAACUCUUGAAAAUAAAGUUAUUUUACGAAAAUCAAAUGGUACUUUUCACCUCAUGAGAGGGAUAUCAGAUCAUCUCUACUUCGAUCAGGCCUCCUCCUUGCCAUCUGCUUGGGAGACAGGGAAAACAACUCAUCCUGCUGAAGUGCCUUUGGCUUUCCGAACUUUCUUUGUCUUUCUUUAUCUUUCUGUCCUGCCUGAGGUCUGCAACUUCAGCUGAGUGUUCUCAGUCCUUCUCAGAACUGGGAGCUCACACAAUUCCCUCCUUUCUCUGGAUCACAGUGUGUGAAUUGUCUGUGAAACUCACUGUCACAAGAGGUAGUUGAGGCCUGGAACUGGUCAGAUUUCAGGCAAGGAUUAGGCAUCAUUGUAGGCAAUAUUUGGGGUUACAGACAUAAUAAAUUCAUAAGUGUAAAUAAAAAGGGGGAAAACUCAUGAUUUUUGAUUUAACUCAAAUCUGUGGGAACAGACUGUACCAUAUCAGCCUGCUGCUUGUACCUUCCUCAAAAGCACUCAGGGCUCAUAAUUUUGGAAUAAAAGAAUCCUAAAUCUCAAGUAGGGCAGUAUUUCCUAGGGCUUAGUUUUUUCUGGGUCAUGGGCAAAACUGAUGUGGGUGCAUAGGAAGCUUGGCAUUGCCUUCUUCUCUCUGCUAUUUGUUACAGCUGAGAACUCUUCACCUCUGUACUCAUAGCAGAUCUUCUCAACAUCAGAGAUGCUCAGAUUUUGUCUCUUCAGGAGCAAUGUUUAAGUGAGGUUAAUUAUGUCAACGUUGCCUUUAAACAUAGCUUUAGGAACUCUGAAUCUACAGCCAAAUUUGGUGCUAACAGUCAUUAUUGUUAUUAUUAUUAUUACUCCUAAUUCCAAAACAUUCUAAUGCUAUAGACUUAUGAAUUAAUUACUUGAACAAUUAGAUGAUUGAAUGAGUCAAGAAUAUACAGAAAACUCUGUUUUCACAGCUGUAUGCGAAGUAUACAAUGAACAAGCCAAAUUAACUGGAAAUAAAGGAUGUUUUCCUAAUUGUGUUCUUUUUUUACUCUGAAUCUUUACCAUCUUUACUCCGAUUUGAUAGCAUUUUGAUUAUUUUAGUUAAGAAAGACACAUGAAUUUACCAUGCCAGGGUCAACACAGAAAAUUUCAAAGAUGGACAACCUGAAGAUUUUGGGCAGUGUGAUGAGGCCAUUUAGAGACAACAGAUAAUCCUAAUUUUGUCUGUUUAUUCCUGUUUGUGUUCAGUAGAGCAGUCCACAACUCUCAUGAGUAAUCAGACUUUCUAAAGGCAACUCAGAAAGCACAAGAAGGAACAGGGCUUUUAUUUAUGGGUGUGUAAAGCAUCUGGAAGGGGAGGGCACUUUGGAAGGGUGUGUUUGGGCAAGGAGAGCCAACCAGCCCUUGGAGCACAAGGGAGUGGCUUGGAGUGAGGCUGUAUAACGGGCAGGAUGGGAUGGUCCACCCUCAGCCUGGACACAGAGCAAGGCUCAGCCUGGUGGAUCCCGGCUCUGAGUGCACAGAUGCCUCCUCAGACAGGCUCCAGCGAGAAGGGGACGAGUCCCAUUCCGGCCUUCCCGCAGCCUUUCACUUGGGAAGAGGUCAGGAUGCACAAUGGCCGUGGGGAGAGCCAGGAGCAGUGGCUGGUCAUCGACAGGAAGGUCUAUGAUGUCAGCAGGUUUUCCAAGAAGCACCCUGGAGGCAGCAGAGUUAUCAGCCACUAUGCUGGGCAAGAUGCCACGGAUGCCUUUGUAGCUUUUCACAACGAUAAGUCUCUGGUGAAAAAGUACUUGAGAUCUCUGCUGAUUGGGGAGCUGGCACCAGAUCAACCCAGCUUUGAGUCCAAUAAAAAGAAAUCCCUCCUGGAGGAUUUUCGUGAGCUGCGCUGCACUGUUGAGAAGAUGGGACUUCUGAGGCCAAACUACUACUUCUUCUUCCUGGUUUUCCUUCACGUCCUGGUACUGGAUGCUGCAUCCUGGCUCGUGAUCUGGUACUUUGGCAUCUCCUUAGUGCCUUUCCUGGCUGGCAUGGCGUUCUUCACCGUUGCUCAGAUCCAGAUGGGCUGGUUCCAGCAUGAUCUGGGGCACUGCUCUGUCUUCAGGAAGCCCAGAUGGAAUCGGGUGCUGCAGAUGGUGGUGAUAAAUGUUCUGAAGGGCUUACCUGCCAGCUGGUGGAACCACCUGCACAACCAGCACCACGCCAAACCCAACUGCUUCCGUAAAGACCCUGACCUCAACAUGCACCCCAUCCUCUUCAGCCUGGGAAAGACACUUUCUGUGGAGCUUGGAAAGAAGAAGAAGAAGUUCAUGCCUUACAAUUACCAGCAUAAGUAUUUCUUCUUGUUGGCCCCACUUGCACUCAUCCCCUUCUUCCAGCUGACUAUAUUCCACUUUACAAUCAAGAGGAAAAAGUGGUUGGACCUGAUAUUGCUUGUGUCUUUCACCAUCCGAGUUUCCCUCAUGUAUAUUCCUUUAAUGGGAUUUAAGAACUUCAUGAUAUACUACUGGCUGUCCAGGUACUUUGAGAGCACCUGGUUUAUUUGGGUGUCACAGAUGAACCACAUUCCAAUGGACAUUGGUUAUGAUCAGAACAAAGACUGGGUGUCUACUCAGCUCCAUGCAACAUGCAACGUGGAGCAAUCUUUGUUCAAUGACUGGUUCACUGGGCACUUGAACUUCCAAAUUGAGCACCACCUGUUCCCCACAAUGCCUCGACACAACUACUGGAAAGUAGCUCCUCUAGUGAAAAGCCUUUGUGAUAAGCACGGCAUUGAAUAUAAAACCAAGACUUUACUGACAGCCUUUGUAGAUAUUUUGCAUUCCCUGAAGGAUUCUGGGGAGCACUGGCUUGAAGCAUAUCUGCAUGGGUAAAAACUGGCAACUCUCAAAGGGAACCUCUUCACCACCCAACUGCUGCCAGGACUCAGCACAGACCGUCCGUGUGUGUCUUCAGGCAUAAAAAUUCAGGAGCUGGGCAAAGCUAAUUUCAGUAAGAAUCAAGUGGGAAAGUGGCUUAAAGAUACCUAUUUUUUUUCUUGAUCUCAACCAUGAACCUCUAUUUUUCCUGCUCUCAAUCUCAGAAUUUAGAGAUGGGCUUUUAAACUGGGGAGAAUUUGAAUCAACUUGAUGAGUUGAACUUCAUUGGAGGCACCAGCUCAUUGCUUAUGGAAGAAGUUUAAACUGAAAUUCUUUAUAAUGUCAGAGAAUCAUGGAAUGGUUUGGAUUGGA